CAUGCCUCUUGUUCUACAAAGUGCAGAGGCAGACUAGUGACCAAAUUUUGCAUAUAAAAGCAUGAAGUGAUAGUUUUUACAUGUAAUGUAGCUGCAUGAAUAGUUUAUAGGUUACAGAAGAAAUAUGUGGCGGCUGAAAGCAGUCAGACACAAAUCCAGUGUCUCUGUUAAAGAUCUGGAGGAGUUUAAGCAGAAGAGAAGAGAACAUGAAAAAGUCCUGAGACAGGCCAGGAGAGACAGACAGCUGGUCAGUAAGAGGCUUCUGCUAAAUGAAGAAGAGCAGGAGAAAGACCUGAUGGAAACAAACUGUGCUCCUUUCUCUGAAGACCAGGUUCGGGAGAUGCUACACAAUGCACAGCGUGGUGGAGAAGAGAAAGCUGCUCAUCUGGCGACGCUGAGAAAGGCGCUAAGAGACCCUCAAACUCACCUCAUCUUCACUAAACUGGAGAACAGCAUGUAUGUGCUGGUUGGGCAGCUCAGCGGACACAAUGCUCAGUGCCAGCUGGAGGCAGCGAGGUGUCUUCAUGAGCUCUCCAACUCUCCUCACCCUGGUGUGGGGCAGUCAUGCUUGGCUGCAACCCCAUAUCUUCUCACAUAUCUCUCCAGCCCGAGUGCCAAACUCACGGAGCUUUGCCUGUACACAUUAGGGAAUCUGUGGCCAGAGGAUGCUCUAGUAAAAGAGAAGCUGCUGGUCCAGGGGAUUGUUCCCGCUCUGGCUAACUGCAUUCAGAAUCAGAGGUGUAACCUGGCAGUGAUGGAGGCAGUGGGCUUUACAUUGUCCCAGCUGCUUCAGGAUAAAGAUGCAGCGGACGGCGUUAUUCCGAUGGUCAUGACCUCUGGUUUGGUCCCUCAUUUGAUUUCACUUCUGACUCCAGAUCCGGAGUUUGGUAUGGGAGCCGCCAUUGAAUGCGCCUGGUGUUUACAUUAUAUAGUAUCACGUACUGCUGAUACCUCCACCUUGAUAACUGAAGGACUCCUCUCACAGUGUAAUAAUCUGCUGAUUACACUAGGAGGGGCUGUUGCUAAAGGGAGCACUAAUGACGGUGUGGAAUUGCUGAUCUGGCCCCUGCUGCGCUGCCUGGGUAAUAUGUUAGCCAGCGGGGUGUGUGAGGCUGCAGGAUGCUCAGCAGGCGUAGAGGAUGUCCGACUCUUAGCUGCUCUGUGUGUGUUCACCCAGACUUACCUAACCUCCCACUGCGCUCUGAGCAGGGAGAGCCUGUGGGUCUUCAACAACCUCACAGCUGGUUCACUUGUGUUUUGUUCAGCUGUGCUGUUCUUGAAGAUGGUACCAGAUCUUCUCCAGCUUUUACCCUUUUCGAAUGGAAUCAAUACCAUGGUGCUAAGAGUUCUGGGUAAUGUUGCUCACAGUGGUCCAGGAUACUGUAUUCAGCUGGCACAAGCAGGUUUGCUCUCUGCCCUUUGUGCCACGCUCAAAAUGGCUGAUCCAGACAUAGUAACACUGAGCCUGGAGGUGCUGCAUAUGCUUACUGUCAGUUGCCCACAGGUAUCUGAAGAGUUUAUCAGGCUGGAUGGCAUUCCUCUACUAGAAGCAAUUCAAUAUAACAAUGACGAAGAGCAUCGUCUUAGGGCAUCUUUUAUCUUAGACUACUACCUGCAUGCUCAUGAAAUGGUUAGUACAGCCAUGUAGUACUGUGAUAAGGUCUGUUAGUGUAUAGUCAGUGUGUGCAAAUGUGUAAGAAGCACACAAGUCUAUGUACAUACUGUAUAGAGAUGUGUUGGUUAAUUGUGUGUCGUGCAGAAGGCUUUGUUUAUUACCUUUACCAGCUUUGUUGGAGGAGAUUACAUUUUCAUCUCCAUUUAUCUGUUCCAAAUGUAACUCGAAAAGUAGUGAAUGGAUUUUGGUGACAUUUUGAGGAAAAGUGAGCCAUGGGCGAAGGAACAAUUGAUUAGAUUUUGAUGCAAAUCCGAAUAUGUGGCUUGGCGGAGGUGUGUACUCUACCGAGUGCUCUUCUAGUGGAUACAGUUGUGCUUCAUUGAAUCAUUUGCUAAACAGUAGUCCAAUAAUACCCAGCUAGCAAACCGACAGUGGCUCAUUGUACAAUUUGUGUGACUAUCUUGGCUCUCCUAUGCAAUGCUGUCCCUAGAGAUAAAAUUACACUGAGCCAAUGUUGGCGCCUGAUGUUGGCCUAGCACCAGUUUGUUGCUUGGGUAACGUCCUCACUGCUGUGUUGUUGCAAGCUGGUAGUUGGGUCAGUCCUGGUCUGCAGCUCGGAGAUUAGGAACUUGUGUCUUAUACCAAUGCUGUUGUCAAUAUGCAUUUAAAAAAAAAAAAAGAUUUAUUUGACAGGUCCCUUAAGAUUGAUGUGAGGACAACCAAACAGAACCUGCGCUCCUCAGAUUUUUAAUGAUAGAACAAUAAUUUUUACAUUUGUACUGUUGUAUUAUUGUAUAGCAUCUUCAAAACAUGUCACUUAAUGUAUAUUUUCAAAAUAUUUUGUAAAUAAAGAGUUUUACAUUUGUACGUGCACAA
Molecule: messenger RNA, 2491 nt
Organism: Neoarius graeffei (lesser salmon catfish)
Lineage: Eukaryota; Metazoa; Chordata; Actinopteri; Siluriformes; Ariidae
Gene: tmco6
Product: transmembrane and coiled-coil domains 6
Exons: 12
Coding region: 125-1648 (507 amino acids)
Molecular function (GO): protein binding
Source: RefSeq, a predicted model, not a curated record